Messenger RNA from Pelecanus crispus (Dalmatian pelican), 1414 nucleotides. NCBI's taxonomy places the organism in Eukaryota, Metazoa, Chordata, Aves, Pelecaniformes, Pelecanidae. The record is from RefSeq and is a predicted model, not a curated record.
UUCUGCCUUUGACACAAAAACUGGGUUGCGUGUGGCUGUAAAGAAGCUGUCCCGACCAUUUCAGUCUAUCAUCCAUGCCAAAAGGACCUACCGAGAGCUGCGGCUACUUAAGCAUAUGAAACAUGAAAAUGUGAUUGGUUUGUUGGAUGUGUUCACGCCUGCCAAGUCACUAGAAGAAUUCAAUGAUGUGUACUUGGUGACACACCUUAUGGGAGCAGAUCUGAACAACAUUGUGAAAUGCCAGAAACUCACCGAUGACCAUGUGCAGUUCCUGAUAUACCAAAUUCUUCGGGGACUGAAGUACAUCCAUUCAGCUGACAUAAUACACAGGGAUUUAAAACCUAGUAACCUAGCUGUAAAUGAAGACUGUGAGCUAAAGAUCUUGGAUUUUGGCUUGGCCCGACACACGGAUGAUGAGAUGACCGGGUACGUGGCUACCCGGUGGUACAGGGCUCCUGAGAUCAUGCUGAACUGGAUGCAUUACAACCAGACAGUUGAUAUUUGGUCAGUGGGAUGCAUUAUGGCUGAACUGUUGACUGGAAGAACGUUGUUCCCUGGUACAGACCAUAUUAACCAGCUUCAGCAGAUCAUGCGUCUGACGGGAACACCCCCUGCAUAUCUCAUUAACAGGAUGCCCAGCCAUGAGGCAAGAAACUACAUUCUGUCUUUGUCUUACAUGCCGAAAAUGAACUUUGAAAAUGUGUUUAUUGGUGCCAAUCCACUAGCUGUGGACUUGCUAGAGAAGAUGUUGGUACUGGAUACAGACAAACGAAUUACUGCAGCAGAAGCGUUGGCUCACGCGUACUUUGCUCAGUAUCACGACCCAGAUGAUGAACCAGUGGCAGACCCCUAUGACCAGUCUUUUGAAAGCAGAGAACUUGAGAUUGAAGAAUGGAAAAGCCUGACAUACGAUGAAGUAAUCAGCUUUGUGCCACCACCGCUUGACCAAGAGGAGAUGGAGUCCUGAGAAACUGCUCUCUUCUGUUUGUCCCACUUCACUGUGAGGGGAAAGCCUUUUCAUAGGGACUCUCCAAUUAUUGUUCAAGUGCCUCGUCACAACAAUAUUCUCCUUGGUGGAGGGGUUUUGUGUGUGUUGAAUUGGGGAGUGGGGGGGAGGGAGGGAAGAAAGUUGAGUCUAUGUAAACAUGCUGCAUGCUCUCUUGUAUUCUGUGUACAGCCUGGGGCAAGCCUCUGAAGACCUGCUCUGACUGCUCUUUAGUCCUUCCAGAGUAACAGUGCUCAACCAGUUUGCGCUGCUGGGGCGAGGUGGGGAAGCUGACCUUUAAAGUUGGGUUACAAUCGUUGCCAUUUAUCAAUUCUUCUACAAUUAAGUAACCUCAAAAUAAUGGAAGUUGUUUUGUAGGCUUAGAGAGUCCUCUGUUUUCUUCAGGACUGAAGGUGGGGUUGAGGGAUG